AUGAAGCGCGUCAAGCACCCUAGCGGGGUGGAUAUCCUUUUCGAUGCGAAGUGGCAUCAAUACAAGCUCGGCAACACCGCCCUCCGCUCCGUUUCGAAGCUGCUCGAUCGCUAUUUUCCGUUUGACGAGGCAAACGUGCUGCGGCACGUCGCGCGGAAAACGGGCGCGCCCGUGGAGACGAUCAAAAAAGGAUGGGCGCGCCAGGCGCUGCUCGGCAAAAACGUCCACGAGUAUAUCGAAUGCAGCCUCACCGGGCGGCCGCCGCCCGCCUUCACCCUGCUCUUAGAAGCCCAAGGACGCGCGAAGCAAGGCAGGGGUGAAAUCGCCGAUGAAACGGAAAAAAAAGACGCGCCGGAAGGGGCGGAAAAGGGGUCGAUCCUGCAUGGCGAGGAGGGGCUUUACCUCCCGGUCGCGGAGGCCGCCGUGGCGGCGGUGCGCGGCGGCUACGACGUCCUCGCAUCCGAGCUGGUGGUGGCGUCGCCGGAGUGGGGAAUCGCCGGGACGAUCGACCUCCUCGCGCGUGAAAAACGUACCGGCCGCGUUCUUCUCGCGGAUUGGAAAACCACCGGCAGCGUCAGCUCCAGUUUCCGUUUUGGUUCGUUUGAAACGCCCUGCACGGGGUGUCUGCGGCACCUCCCGAACGCGAAACCCUAUCGUUACGCGAUGCAGCUCCUCAUCUACGGCGAGAUCCUGAAGCAGCAGCGGUAUAUUGAAUCCGGCUACCUCGACAAGGUCCUGCGGGGAUCCUGCAACGGCCACCAGGUCGACGUCGCGCCGCUCCGGAAGGAGCUCGCGGCGGAGCUGGAGUACGGCCUCGUCCAGUUUUCCAAGAGCGACGAAGGGAAUGUGGUCGUGGAGUUUAAAAAGGUGACGGAGAAAACGGUGCUGCCGCCGGAUGAACACGAAGCCGACUUUGUGCAGAUCAUGCAGAAGGUGAUGUUGGGGCUGUAG
Molecule: messenger RNA, 951 nt
Organism: Phytomonas sp. EM1
Lineage: Eukaryota; Euglenozoa; Kinetoplastea; Trypanosomatida; Trypanosomatidae
Source: the annotation of a GenBank genome assembly